AUGCAGACGCAAACCACGGGCGGCAGCAGCAGUUUGCCGUGCGCUGGGCCGAAGGUGGCUCUGCCACGGUCCCGGGGAGCGGCGGACAUCCGGCACCGGGCCCGCUCCCACCUCCGCCCGCGGGGCUCUGUGUUCUCGGGGCGCUCCACUGCCAAGGCUGAGGGAGACAAAUCCCGAUUGUGUCCUGACCCCAGGAGAGGUCCAAUAACCGAGCCCCCUGACAGGGGGCCCGGGGCCGCUCCGCCUCCGGCCGGCGCCCGCCUCGGGCCCGCCGCCCCGCCCCCGCCCGCGCAGGUCCCGGCAGGGCCGCGGGGAGCGCGGGGAGCGCGGGCCGGCGGGAGCAGCGGCGGGGCCGCGGCCGGGCCGAUGCUGCCUGCGGGCCGCGGCCGGAGGGCGGCGGCGGCGCUGAGGGCGGCGCUGGGCGAGGGCGCGGAGCGGCGGCGGGAGCUGGAGCGGCGGGCGGCGCGGAGCCGGGCGCUGCUGGGGCGCUGGGAUGAUGAGGAAGAGGAGCGGCCACAGCCACAGUCGGGCUCCAGCACUGAGCAUGAAGACAGGCCUUCACCCAAGGAGCUAGAGGAGCUGGAACUGCUGAACAGGGCCUUAGAGAAGGCGCUGAAGAUCAGGAAAAGCACCUUGGAAACUCCAGUAGAGGCUCAGGGAGCUAGAGGACAGAAAUGGGCAGGUGAGGCACAUGCUCCCAAGAAAGCUGAAGAGCAGCAGGUGCCUGUACCUGUUGAGAGUGUUCCUGAGUGCAGGAAGGUGAGAGCUGGAAGCAAAAAGCCUUUGUUGUUGAAGAAGGCCUCUCCAUACCAGUUAAGAGCCCCUUACAGGACUGACCCAGAUGUGAAGAAACUGCAAAGGAAAGUCCCAGCCAGAUGUGUUUCUCAAGGCCCCAGGACAGCUGGGAAGAUUUCCUCAAAAGGAGUGACUUCCAAACAAGGAAGAAGUCACAGGACAGCAACUGGUGCCAGUGCCAGAGAAGUCAGUGCUGCAGCUGAACCCCAGGAGACACCUGGCUUGUCUAAAUCUGCCCCAAAUGAGCAGCAAAGCUUUUCUGGAGGGGGUUCAGCUGCAGUAAAGAAUUCCACAGGGGCUAGCAAGCAAUUACUUGAUGCAGGGAAGAAAAGUUGUGGUUUCCUGGGAGAGUCCAGCAAAAAGGAGGACACUGCAGGUGCAUGGGGAAGGAGCACCUCACCAGGGACAGGCACCCUGCAGGAAAAGGGAUGCCAGCUGAAGCUGCCCCUUCCCUACAGGAAAGCCUAUUCCAGGAACUCCAGGGCAUGGGAGAGAUGUCGCCUGUGCCAAACAAGUGCAGAAGCAGCAGCUGCAAGGACCCGUUUUAUGGAGAGAAUCCAGACAACUUUUUGCUGCCCGAAGCUGACCCCCAGUCCUGCAGAGAUAGAGGAGGAAUUAAGGGGCCUCCAGGAUGUCCCCUCCCGUCUGAGGCAGUAUAUGGAAGCUGAGCCUGCAGAUCCUCCCACUCUGCAAGGAGAGUAUGAAAGCCUUCUGACCUUGGAGGGUUUGCAAAGCACAGUGUCCCAGUGCCUGCAGAAGCUGCAGCUGCUGCAAGAAGCUCUGGAGUCCCAGCUGAGGCUGUGCCCAGACUGCCCUGGGGAUGUGGGGAGCUGCUCUCCAGCCUGUGUCCCUGCCAGGGGACAGACGUGUGACAGUGCAGACAUGCUGGCUGUGCCUCUCCUCUGUUACUCCAGUCUCCAGGAGCUGAGGGACCUGUCUGCCUUGAAGCUGCAAGUGUCAAUGCUGCACCAAGAGAUUGCCUUACAAAAGGUGAUGAUGGCAGAGCUGCUGCCUGUCCUGGAGGCCAGGCCGUGGCUGGAGGGCUCUGCAGGGCUGUUCCGGGCCAUCCACAGCCAGCUCUGCCAGGGGGGCCGGCGCUUCCCUGUGCUGGUGAGAGACGAGCUGCUGGACUGAGCUGGGGAGCCUCCUGCUACUCCUGCACAGAGCCAAAGACUGCUCCAAGCAAUAAAUCUUUUCUAUGAACUUC
Camarhynchus parvulus is the source of this 2002-nucleotide messenger RNA. It is a transcript of the gene TEDC2, whose product is annotated as tubulin epsilon and delta complex 2. The record is from RefSeq and is a predicted model, not a curated record. Lineage: Eukaryota; Metazoa; Chordata; Aves; Passeriformes; Thraupidae. The transcript is spliced from 11 exons. The coding region runs from base 1 to 1929 and encodes 642 amino acids.